This is a messenger RNA of Effrenium voratum, 2064 nucleotides long. Lineage: Eukaryota; Dinophyceae; Suessiales; Symbiodiniaceae. The record is from the annotation of a GenBank genome assembly.
AUGCUCGCGCGGGUGCUUCUCUUUGCCACGAUCUCCCUGGCAGCAGCAGGAAACUGCAAAGACAAGGUGUGUACUCAGGGGCCUCACCUGCUCCAGACCAGAUCCGCGGUGGACCAGCACCAGCAUGAGGGUCUGAACACGGAGCAACCGGAGGAGCUCUUGGAGUGCGACCUCAGCGUGGUGGAGAUGGACUUCGAAACGGGCCCGGACCGCCAGGAGGUGACGUGCCACGCCCCGGGCGGCGACUUGGAGUUGGACCUCCGGGGCGCCAGGGGCUUCAAGGCCCUGACCGGGGACAAGGCCACGGUGCGGGGCUAUCGUGAGGGUCGGCGCAAGCUGCGGGUGAACUCCUUCGAGGUGCGCCCUGGGCGAGGGCGCGGCAGGGGUCACGGUCCCAAGGGUCCCAACAGUCCCAGCCUGCUGCAGAGCACCGGGGUGCGCACUGCCGCGGUGCUCAUGAUCCGGUGGCUGGACGCUGCUGGGAACCUCAUCCCCUCGGCCAUGGACACGGCGGCGGAGCGCCAGAGCUUCGCUGUCGGGGUGAACAACUCGCUCUACGGGGACUUCGACUCCUCGGUCCGCAAGACCCACGCGAGCACCUGGAAGGAGUGCUCCUACGGCCAGCUGGAGCUGGAUUUCGACGUGGACGGCGCCGCCAAUGACCUGGACCAGGACAUCUCCGGCGAAGGCGCCGACAUCUUCUAUGCGGACAUUCCCAUCACCUGCGACACGGCCACCGACGCCCUCUGCCCGAGCAACUACGACGCUGCCAACUCUUGUACGGGCACAGAGUACUACGGCUGGCCCCGGUACGCCUUCAACCUCUUUGCACAGACGAAGCCAGGCUUCUCUCGGAGCAACUGGCAGCACUGGAUCUUGAUCUUUCCCCGGGACGUGAUCAACUGCAACUUCAUUGGACUGGGGAAUGUGGGCUGCUCCUCCAGCUACUGCUACUCCUGGAUCCCCACGGAUUAUUCCGCUAAGCACCAGGACUAUACCCACGAGCUGGGGCAUAACCUGGGCAUGGGCCACGCGGGCGUGGAGGGGGGGAACCAGUACGCGGACUACAGUUGCGCCAUGGGCUACUGCUGCUCCGUACGUUGCUACAACGCACCCCACGCCUACGAGCUCGGGUGGAUGACGCCUUUGAUGGAGCUGACUGCGGCCAACUUCGUUGCGCCUUUGACGGGUGUGGCGCUGCGGUCCAUGUCGCUGUACGAGGACCCGGUUUCGGAUGUUGCCCGGCUGGGGGGUCAUGGAAGGAAGACCAGGCAUGGGGUGACAGAGGUAGUUGGCCCAGUUGUUUUCCAAAAGGACGGAACUAUCUCUAUCACCACAGACUGGGUGGCCACGGUGACAACCUAUUGGAUCCAGCUGAAGACAGCCCACGCCUACGACAAAUUCAUGAAUUCUGCCUGGUUGAACAACGUCCAGAUCAAGAAGUGGAACAAGGGUGACUAUGAGGGGACCUGGCACAUGGCCACCCUUGCGGCAGGCCAGAGCUGGACUUCUCCGGAUGGCGAGGUCACUGUCACAGUGGACAGCAUUGACACCACCAGCGCAAUGACUGCCAUGCUGAGCCUCACAAGGGCAAACCUCCCGACCACCACGGUGGCCGGCGGCGAUUGCGAUGUGUCCAGCUGCUCAGCUGGGCAGUGCGUGGUGACGGGCACGAGCACCGACUGCUGCGGGAACUCCAUGUGCGAAGCGGGGGAGGACUGCACCUUGAAUGCUAUCGGGUUGGCCUCUUUUGGGAGCACCUCCUGCCCGUCCGACUGCGCCUCGCAGACCGGUGGAGGCGCCGUGUGCGGCAAUGGCGUGUGCGAGGCCGGGAACGGGGAGACCUGCCGCACCUGCCCAGCCGACUGCGCGGGCAGGCGGAAUGGAAGGAGGCGAAAUCGCUUUUGCUGCGGGGACUCCCGCACUGCGUGCUCCGACAGCCGCUGCAGCGCAAAUUCCUUGUCGUGCACUAUGUCGGAGGUGGUCACUGAGACCAGCUGCUGCGGGGACGGCGUGUGCACCGCGGGCCUGGAGUCCAGCGGAACUUGCAGCAUCGACUGCUGA